Messenger RNA from Anopheles funestus (African malaria mosquito), 11172 nucleotides. It is a transcript of the gene p120ctn, whose product is annotated as catenin delta-2. The coding region runs from base 3880 to 6741 and encodes 953 amino acids. The record is from RefSeq and is a predicted model, not a curated record. Lineage: Eukaryota; Metazoa; Arthropoda; Insecta; Diptera; Culicidae. The transcript is spliced from 4 exons. Gene Ontology annotation, molecular function: cadherin binding. Gene Ontology annotation, cellular component: cytoplasm; nucleus; adherens junction. Gene Ontology annotation, biological process: cell-cell adhesion; cell-cell junction assembly.
AACAUAUAAAACAAAACAUGUUAAACAGUGCAGAUAACGAAAUCUAACGUUUGGCAUACACCUGUCAACAUUGUGCAAAAUUUUCUACUUGGAGGUGUGUGAAAAAGUGAGCCCAACAAUACAUCCGCCGAUCCCUCUAUCUCAGUAUAAGGGUGCGGCAAUAAUUUUCCCACAAGCAAAGGAAAAGCUUUCGCCGGAAAAACAAGACACACAUCCUCUCGUUUCGCGAACGUGGAAAUGUGAUGAUUGAUUGAAUCCGCCCGGGUUGCUUUGAUAUGGUUCGCGAUGAGGUGGUGGCAUAAACACGCCUAAAAGGAUUACGCCCCUGUGUGCAUGUGUGUGCGUGUUUCUUGUGUCUUUCGGUGUUGAGUGUUUUUUUUGCUAUUAUUAUUAUUAUUAUUUUUGCUCGUCCUACAUCUCUCGUUGACUGCGCCAAAAAAGGAAACGCUUUCCCCCCCCGGGGGCGGUGAAUGCGCGCAUCCGGAAAGUGCAGCGCGCGAGGUCCGAGAAGAAAGUGGAAUCUGGGUUACUACGAUCAUUUACGCCACCUUUGGCAGGUUAGAGCGAUAGGAAAGGGUAUUAUUACAACACAUAGGAAUGGGCAUGGGUUGGGGAAUGCAUCUGCUGGUGGAAAUACCUGGCCGGGAAAUGAAGGGAAAGAAGCAAGUAAAUCUGGUACCCACAAGAAGGGUGCGGACCGCAAAAAGUGUCACGCGAAGAAACGAAGAAAACAUACCGUGUGCACGGUAGUAGUGUAUGUGAAGGAUGCGAGCUCCAGGAGUCUUUACGCACCUGUACGUGAGAGAGUGGUUAGGUGUUGUGCUUCUCUCUGAUGCCGCUAAAUCGUGUGCUUGUGUGUGUGUGUAUAUGUGGCGGCUGUGUGCGUAUGUUCGCUUGUGCGUCGCGUAUCCUUUUUCCAAGGAGAUAAAUUCAAUUUGUUCUUCCUCGCAGGAGAUGAAUCGAAAAAGCGAGAAAGAGAAUAAAACAGAAAUAGCGAGAGGCGAGAUGAGAUUGAAUGUGAGUUGUGAGAAAGGGAAAUUCAUCUCGUAGGAUAAUCAUUUUCACGAGCUGAAGAUGAUAAUUAUCCUCACCCGAAUGCAGCAACGAUAUCGCGUUGUGGGUUGGAGAAAUUGUUCACCAAAAAAAAAAAAAAAACAAACUCUUAAAUUUGUCACAAACACGCAUCGCUCACUACGCACGUUGUUGCCGCACGUAUCCGGUUGUUGAUAGGGAAAGGAGAGGCAAGCAAAAAGUAGUGUCGAAGGGUGGGUGGGUUUGUAUAUUCACGCCGCGUGUUUCACGCCGCAAGGCACACAAAUUGUUUAUUGUGCGUCUCGACUAGCGUGCUUCACCAAAAUGAUUAGCGAACGUUUCUUCUUUCUUUAAACAAACAAACGCAACGUAAACACAUGUUGUUUGUCAUAGUUUGUUUAAACUUUUAGUUUGCUGCUAUAGUAAAUAAUCUUUUUUAGGUGAGUGUUCUAAAACAUGAUGAAAAUGAAAUUCACGCAAUUAUGGUUUUGUUUGCGGAUUUUGAAAGCUGGAUUUUAAAAAUUCUAAGCACAGUUUGUCCCCGAAAUGCAGUAAAACGUCGAUUAUCCGGGGGCGGAUUAACCGUGUGCCGAAAAUUGACAGCUGUUGUUUAAUCGUGGUGAACAUUUGUACUGAUGUCAGGUUGGUUAAAAUUAUUAAUAUCGUCACCAAACGAUAUAUUUGAAAUGAUUUUAUUUUACGUUCUAAAUUUUAAUUGUUAUUUGAUAAUAAUUUACUUGAUCCAGAAUCAUUAUUAGCAUCAAAAGGACCACCAUAGUGUAGUAUGUAGAUACUAUAUACGCUUUAUCUAGAUAUAUAAAUGUCCUAAGGGACUAUUAUCCGUGGAAAUCGAUUAACCAGCAUCAGUGCGGUCCCGAGCACCCCGGAUAAUCGACUUUCUACUGUACACUAAAAUAUCAUACCGCGGAACCAACAUAUCGAAUCCUGAAUCAGUAUGGUUUAUACAUAGAAGUUACAGUGUCAACUUCAUUCAUAACUCGUUCGUAAUACAUUCACUUUUUAAGUGAUAUUUUAAAAGAAAACAUUAAUAAUAAGCAAAAUUAAAGCAAUUAAAUUAAAAUCGUAUGCUAAUGAGUUGUUAAAAUUCAUGGACAGCAAGGACAGCUACUUAAACGCAGGAAACAUAAGAGCAAAUAUUAAAAUGUAUCAUAUAAACGCAUACCUGUCAAUCAAACCUUGUGAACCUUUUAUCCUUGUUGUUCGAUUAUCCGGCCACCAUUGAGUCCCAACAUGCCCGAAUAAUCGGCGCUCCACUGUACUAACAGAGCUGUUAAAUUUCUAAACCGUUUCCUCCUUCAAGGUGCAAUGUUUUUUUUUUAUUUUGUAAACAUUCUCCCCAAAGCAACAUUUGCACGCGAUUGCAUUGAAACUUAAACUAUCAACAUUUUUGAUAAAAAGGUUAGCUAGCACUAGGUAAUAUGGUUCCGGCAUGAACCCUAAUAACCGCACCUGAUCAUGCCAAGUUUCCCAUCUAAACGUGUCAUCAUUAGUUAGAAAUCGUCACAAAUCAGGUACGACCCGGAGCGGUUGUCGAUUUCUACGGGUUUUUUUUUGUUGUGGCCACGAAGCUCCGUGGCCAUGACUGAAACCGCGAAUAAUAACGAAUAAUGACGACGAAACCCCGGGCAAGCUUAGCUUCGCUGUUGUGCCACACAGUCAUCAAACCGGUUCGUUGCGCUUUGUCUGGCACACUUUUGCAUCGAGCCGUGUGCGAGCUGAUUGCGCUUUCUCCUUGCGUCCGGCGUGGCUUACAUACAGAACACCACAGAUCCGUAAAUAUGGGACAAUUUCAAAGCGUGCGAUUUACCCGAUUUGAUUCUUUUGGGAGCAAAUAUGUACUGUAUUUUAUUGUGUGUGUAAAAAAAAAACUAUUUGUAUGUCUGUGUCUGUGUUUGGUAAUAACUCGAAAAUAAAUUAAUUUUUUUUUUGCUCUCAAUGACUCUCCUUCCCCUGUAUCUGCAUCCUGUUGUGGUUCAAUAGCAAAGUUAGUGCAGCGAGAUUUUCGACGACGAGGGAGCAAUUGAAUGAUUUCAAUUUGUAGCAUGUGGGAUAGCAAACAAAUGUCAACAAAGCGCCAAAUAUAGAAGAAACCGGUCAGAUUGAAGAAGAUCGAAUAUCAUCAAGCACCCUUCAACCACCCCGUAAAGCAAACCCUCGCCGCACAGGAAAAAGGGCAACGGAAUUCAACUCCCGGUAACAAAACGAGCUACUGUUGAUAACGACGAUGAUAAUGAUAAUGGUGGACGCGCUCGUUUGAAACCACCUCAUUUCCCUUCCAAGACGUCGUUUGCCGCCCAUUUUGCGACAUAUAAAUCGCGCCUUCAUCCACGCAAGCGAACGGAAGCAGCAUUAUUUGUUCGCGUCUCUACGCCGCACGUAUUGAGUUCGCGACAAUCAAAGCAACAGCGAGAGGCAGCACCGGAAUAUGCCGGUCCGCGAUGAGGAUUGUGUGCGAUCGAAAGAAGAAGGGAAGCAAUAUAACAAAUAACCGGAACGACCUCGAAACAAGUAAUUGGAUAUCCUUUGUGUCGUGUGCUGCGGACGCGCGUAACAACGUGACUUUUAGUACCCGGCGACCCUUCCAAACACACGUUGACGAUACCUCCUCGGAGCAGUUGGAGUAAAGUGAUAAGAGGUGACGCAAGGAAAAAAAAUCUAAACAACUCGUGUGUGUCUCGGUUUUCGAUUGAUUCGGUUGAUCAUCUUGCCGUAUCGGUCGAAGAAGAUUCCCAGUGGACAGGCAGCAAUAGACGAGUGAUAGACGACGGUGUCCAAUACUUUAAACUGGCGUGGUUGAAACACAGCAAACGACUAUAAUCACCAUCAAUGCAUAGUGAGGAUGAUCUAAUUGCUCGAGCACACAACCAGCAAACGACACAGCAAAUCACGACCAUUACGAAGGUCGUCCGCGAGGUGAAGCAGUUGGGACCGGAUGCUGGACAACCGUUCGACUAUGUAGCAAUGCCUCUAGACAUGGGAACCGACGGACAACCAAUCGACUACGUGUCGAUGCCGAUGGGUAUGUACACGACCCGGACGCAGUACUUGAACUUCAACCAUAUGGACCAGCCGGAACAGAUGGUGGGCGGUCCGCCUCAAUCGCAUCUGCCGCCGGGCGCGAAAGUAAUGGGCGGAGGCGGUGGAUCAGGCGUACCCGUGUCAAUGGGAGGCGGUGGUGGUGUUGGUGGCGGCCAGGGACACUAUCAGGAUUAUGAGCAUUACGGGCAGUACACGGACGCUGGGUACGAUCUCGGACAGGCGGCACACCAUCCGGCGCACGCACAGUCAUAUCUCGGCGAGUAUCAGAUGAACGAUCGCUCGAACACACCGCACACAUCGAGCGAGAACAGUGAAUCCUCCAUUCCCAUGCCGAUGAGCGUACCGCAGAUGGGCAAUCCAUCGGCGAACCUGAUGGGUGGCCCCGGUGGCUAUCUGCAGGGACAGUACGACGAGAUGGGUGAAUACGUGAUCGCACCCUCGCAGGGCGGACCGGUCGAUCGGCUCUAUCCCGACAAUCCGUCGGCGAUGGUAUACGGGUACGUGUCGACACCGCCGUACGGUACGAUCAGUUCCCACAUGGAUCCUAACGGUGGUGUCGAGCCGACGUACGCGACGAAGCAGCAGCUCGCGUAUGAAGCCGCCAGCGCGCAGCAACGGGCCGGCGGCGGUGUGGUAGGAAACGUAGCCCCGGAUGGUUCGUGUUACUACGACGGGGAUGACGAUCUGCACCAGCAGCUAUCGAACCUGCAGAUACAUAAUCACGUGUUUUUACAGCACAUAAUCACCUCGCCGGGUGGGAACAAUCGGCCAGGUGUGAGCGGUACCGCCAACGGUGGUGGUGGCGGCGGUGUGCCGGACGGUAGUGGUGGGGUGGUAGAUAUGGACGAGCAGCGUCAGAUGAAGUGGCGCGAUCCCAAUCUCACCGAGGUGAUCGGUUUCCUCAGCCAUCCGAACAACGCAAUCAAGGCGAAUGCGGCCGCCUAUCUGCAGCAUCUGUGCUAUAUGGACGACCCGAACAAGCAGCGGACACGUACGCUUGGCGGUAUCCCGCCGCUGGUGAAGCUGCUCGGGCACGAAAGUCCCGACGUCUUUCGGAAUGCGUGCGGCGCCCUGCGGAAUCUAUCGUACGGGCGGCAAAACGACGAAAACAAACGUGCAAUUAAUGCGGCUGGCGGUAUCCAGGCGCUGAUACAUCUGCUGCGCCGGACGGCCGAGUCCGACAUCAAGGAGCUGGUGACGGGUAUCAUCUGGAACAUGUCGUCCUGUGAGGACCUGAAGCGCUUCAUCAUCGAUGAUGCCGUCGUGGUGAUCGUAUCGUACAUUAUAAUUCCUCAUUCGGGCUGGGACCCUACCAAUCCGGGCGAAACGUGCUGGAGCACGGUGUUCCGCAACGCGUCCGGCAUCCUGCGGAACGUCAGCUCGGCUGGCGAGUACGCACGGAAGAAGUUGCGCGAGUGCGAAGGUUUGGUCGAUUCGCUGCUGUACGUAAUAAGGAUAGCGAUCGAGAAAUCGAACAUCGGCAACAAGAUCGUGGAGAACUGUGUGUGCAUACUGCGCAACCUUUCGUACCGGUGCCAGGAGGUGGAAGAUCCAAACUAUGACAAAAAUCCAAUCCCACACCAUGGUUCCGAUGGUGGUGUCAGUGGUGGAUCGCACAGUGGUAGCGGUGGUGGUGCGAUCGUAGUGAGCGCCGCCUCUUCCAAGGGUGAAAAUUUGGGCUGCUUCGGGGCGAGUAAAAAGAAAAAGGAACAGCAGGCAGCAGCUGCCGCUGCCCAGCAGCUGGCUGCCGCCGAUAAGGACCACUCGAGUGCCAACGGUGAUCCGGCACGAAUGGCGUACAAAAACACUGCUCACUACAAAGGAGCCGAACAGCUGUGGCAACCAGACGUUGUACAUUCUUAUCUUGCCUUACUGCAGAGCUGUUCGAAUCCGGAAACGCUUGAGGCGGCGGCCGGUGCGCUGCAGAAUCUGGCCGCCUGUUACUGGCAGCCGAGCAUAGAGAUCCGGGCGACCGUGCGCAAGGAGAAGGGUUUGCCAAUCCUGGUCGAGCUGCUGCGCAUGGAGGUGGACCGGGUGGUGUGCGCGGUAGCGACGGCCCUACGCAACCUAGCAAUCGACCAAAGAAACAAGGAGCUGAUCGGGAAGUACGCAAUGCGCGAUCUGGUGCAGAAGCUUCCAUCGGGGAAUCCGCAAUGCGACCAAGGCACGUCCGACGACACGAUAGCGGCCGUGCUGGCCACGCUGAACGAGGUGAUCAAGAAGAAUGCGGAGUUUGCGCGAUCGCUGCUGGAUGCGGGCGGUGUCGAGCGGCUGAUGAAUAUGUCGCGGCAAAAGUCGAAAUAUACGCCGCGCGUACUAAAGUUUGCCAGCCAGCUGCUGUUCACGAUGUGGCAGCAUCAGGAUCUGCGCGACGUUUACAAAAAGCACGGCUGGAAGGAGCAGGACUUUGUGACGAAAACGAUAGCGUCGCGAAAUCUCAACAGCAGCAAUGGUGGCGCUGGUGGCAGUUACAGCGACAACUCGCCUAACUCCCCGAACAACACCCUCAACCGUCCGAUGGCAUCGCAGAGCGGUACCAGGUACGAGGAUCGCACCAUGAAACGCCAGCAGGGUUCCUCGUCGGCGAACAAUGGUGGCCAGGCCAUGUCUUUACCUCCGGGCGAUGGCACCAUCAAAAUGGGAAGAUGAAUGAACGUGCUAUCUGCCACCGAGUACUGAUAGCUCUAAUUGUGAAGAUAUCGCAUUUAAGAAGACGCAUGCCACCAACCGUAAUCUCCACCGUCAGAUUACGGUUUAGAAUCGAAAGCAGGAAAGACAUAUUAAUGUGCACACACACACACAAAGGUGACGAUUGUUGAUGCCACCCAAAAAGGAGUUCCGUAGUAGCAGUAGCAGCAGCAGCAGCGCGUGUGAAUAUAGCCGCAACUUCACCAAGCAUCUCUGCCGGCUAAUAAUGAAGCGGAGACACGUGGAGAUGGAUAGUAGAAGUAUUGUUUUCGUUCAUUGCACUGGCUUCCAAAAUUCUCUUUCUCUCUCUCUUUCUCUCUCUCUCUCUUGACAAACACACGCGCACACAACCAGUAAGCGACAACACACUCCUGUUCCAAUAUUCUUCUUCAUUAUUAACCUCAAAGUAUAGCUGACAUCCAUUUGUCACACCACUAGUAGGUAGCCUAUAGACAGUCAUAGAAGACGAUAAUAGUGUACAGGAAAAAAAACGAAAUGCGGAUAAUAUUUGUAGUUGUUGCUCUUCCCCCGGAUUGGUUUCUGCAAUAUUCGUUUUAGUGUGACAAGCAGCAGUAUGGGAUGUUACUGUUACACUUGGUGUGGGACACAUGGAAUUGUGGAAUAGAAUCGUGAUCGCGUUUGUGCGAUCACACGGAAUCACCUAGCCGUGUUUUUAAUGGUGCUCAUUUGGGUUGUUGGAAAAAAAAAUUAAAUUAUUAUUUUUUUCUCAUACCUUCAAACUAAAAGGUAAUUGCAAAAAACAAAUCUUAAACUAUCCCGUAAAGAAAAUAAUUUGCUAAACUGUCCAUUUAAAACACACUCUAGCAAAUUGCUGGGUAAAUCACAUUGCACAUGCUCCUUUCUUCUUCAGCGGGAAUAUAUUCGAGAGGAAUAAAUGCCAAUGCAAUUACUUAGCUGUGCACCCACCUCCACGUCGUCCUGUUUACUGAUGAAUUUUCAUUUUGAUUCAAUCGCAUAAAAAUCUAUGUAUAUACUGUCGGCGAAAUGGUGUGAAAAACCAUACUACCAACAGUAUAUUUCCGUUAUUGUUCUAGUGUGACGUUGAUACACACUAAAGACAAGGUUUUACCACCAAUUGUUUUGUACCGUGAAAUUCCAUCCGAUAAAAACCGAGAUUCAUCAAUCCACCUCCAUUGGUCUCAUACUCUAUAUUUUUGUUCUUAACAUCGAUUGUCUUAUCGCAAAUAAAGCGUAGCAAAUGAAAUGAAACACCGACAAAUCUUUUACACGGAUGUGAAGCAAAUUGAUUAUUAAAGAAUUCUACAAAAACUACAAAACAUAUAGUGCAGGUAAUAAGCUAAGUUUACCGCCCAUUAACAUUACCAUUAUCUUACCUACUACCCCCUUGUGCAAAUGCGAACAGGAGAGCAUUCAACAAAACCCAACUGUUGAGUGCUUUGUGCGCUCGCGAAGAACUGAACAUUGGUGUCAUUGUGCAACCUCAAACUAUGUUUAAAAAACAUUCCUCAGUAGAAGCAGCGAAACGGAAGCGAACGAUCGCGUACGAUUAGUGUCGAUUUUUUGGAUCUCUAACGCAUUACGGCGUGUGCCUGUCUCGCGGGCAUAAAUGAGUACGGGUCGGGGAGGACACACACACACAGUAUAGUAGGUGCAGCAUAGUGCGAGGAAUGGAAUGACUAAAAGAAAAGGGGACGAGCAAAUCGGAUAAAAGCAUGACGCAUCAUUCUAUCAGGCACUUGGAACAUUAAAAUAAUCAUUCAAGUCAUUUAACGAAACGUACAUCUCUUAGCGGCAAACACAAGGAUCAAUGUAACUCACGUAAAGCGAAGACAUAUUUAUCAUCAUUACUGCAUACGUAUAAAUUGAACCCAUUUUCCGUAGUCCACCGUUGUGCACGGUUUUUUUUGCACGGGGUAAUUAAGCAAAGAGAAUUGCUAAUAACAACAAAACACACGCGGUGGUUUGGCGGGGAAAUGCACGCAUUCCAAACUGAAAAUAGAACGCAACAUAAACACACACUAUUUAUUAUAGGCAUAUUUGCACUUCGACAGUAUAAAACCCGAAACCCAAAAACACGCCGAAUCCCCCGAAGAAGCAUUAAACAAAAUUAUUCCCUUUUUCUUUCCGUCGUAUUGUCUCUGUAUAUGUACAGCUCCGUUCUCCGGGGAUACUGAGCUCCGAAAGCUCGUAGUUGUUUGAGAGCACUUACAACCUGGGGUGGCAUGUAUAUGGGUGUAUGACUUGUGUAUGACACCAUAUAUAUAUAUAAAACGAACACCGUAAUGCAUCCAUUUCAAUCCAUUUUACUUCCUCGCUCUCGAAAUUAGUACGAUGUAACGAUUGAUGAGAUGGCACAGGAGGAAACAAAAACACUAUACUAGCUCAAAAGUAAAUAUAUAUACACACACACAUAUAUUGCGACAGCAAGUAAUGGAAUAUUUGGCAAUGUACUAAAUACUGUCGUGUAAAAGGGGGAAAACAAAGGUAUAGGAUAAACGAAGAAAAAAAACUCUAGUAGCUCAUAUACAAAAUUCAACCAUAGGACAUAACAAGGCACCUGAUGUCGCGUCUCCUACACUUGACUGUUAGCGAAAAAAAAAAAAUCACGAUCAUUGAUACUGAAAAGGCACAUAAUCACACCCCCCUCACUAUUAUUGGUUUAUAGUGCUUUUAAUUUGGUACAUUUUAUAGAUAACCAUUUGCAACAACAAAAAAAAAAACGCUCGCGCGCCUCGGUGCUUAAAAUCGUACAUUCUCCCCUCACUCGCUCACACACACUCCGAAUCACAUAACAUCGUACAGCAAAGCAAGUAGAGAAAGUGGAAGAGUUAAAGUAAAAGUAAGCAAACACACGAAAAACGAAAAAAAAAAAACAAACAACAAAACAGGAUAAUCUUGCAAAUGCAAAUGGAAAUGAAAUUUCUUCGAACGAUUUCUUCGCUCCUUCACAAUUGAAUCGAAUCUGAAUGUAGAAUAUUGAUAUAAAAUUACCAAACUCAUACAAGAAACGAAAAAAACAAAACGGCAGAAGUAGCGCGAGGACAGGCAUGUGUUAAAAGUGUGCAGAGAGAAAUGGGAUCUGCAUGAAAUUGAUGAACAAACUCCAAUACAUAAGGUAACAAGAAUCGGGGGAACUCUUAGCUCAUGCAUGAAACCAAUACCCACGCUGUGAAACAAAAUAUUGACUAGGAAUACAUAAACUACAUUAUAUCUGCAAAAAAACAUGGGAAGCGUAACAAGCUGAAAAGUGAAAACAAGAAAACAAAAGCAUAACCAUACAAAAACACACAGACAAAAAAAACGGUAGAAAAAAUGUUAGAUUAGGAGUAAUUAUACAAAUAACACAAAACCAGAAUGCAGGAACCUACGGUAAAGCGAAAGCAGAACAUAAGAAAGAGGAUAAGCUAAUGGGACAACAAGGAAAAACAAAACACGGGCAAAGCGGCUUGUUUCCCCUUAGGUGGGAAACACCGUCAGUUAUUCGUGCUCAGCGCUCAAAACCUGUGCAUAGCAUCAACAUCUCACAGAAUCCUUUUUGGGAGAGAAGCUCCCGGGGAAGUCGCGAAAACAUACAUUUAAACAUUACACGAUUUUACGGUCAAUUUUAUCAUAUAAAAAUAUACACGACAAUGCAGCUAAUAACCCGCGCGCUCUAGCCUAGUCCGGAAACAGUGGGCCACGCAGUAGAGGCCGAUCAUACCGAUCAAUCCCUCAAGAAAAUGGGGGUGGGAGGAUUAUUAUAACGUGCGUUGAGAAUGAGCUGAGUAAGGAAUCGGGUAAUGGAGCGCAAAAGAUCGGAUCGGAUUGGAAUAUGAUGCCAUACAAAACGAGGUAAGGAAGUGAAGAAACGUCGCAAUGUCUAAAUGUGGUUGGCAGAUAAUUUAGUCGGAUUAUUACUUCCGUUUCAAGAAUUCCAUUUUUUUAGUUUCACAAAAUCAUGCAUCUUACAAUAUUGGGAGUUAAUUUAUACCUUUUUUUAAUGCUGCCGUCGUAAGUGGUUUUCUUUUCUACGAAGAACAACAUACUAAAGCAAAUGAGAAAGGGAUUACACGUAAAACAUAAAUACGGUGAUUGAAAGAAGUGAAAAAAAACACAGAAAAUGGAAGAAAAGAAAUAGUAAACAAAAUAGACGAAUAUAAAAAGACAGAAGAAACGAACCGUGGACAGUAGGAGCGGAGGAGAAGCGUAAUGAAAAGAGAGUGAGGGGUUUUAUACGACUUAAUCCCCAAUUAGUAAUCUAAUGAAAAACAAGUUAAACGAUAGCACAUGACAGGGUAAUGACAGCGGAUUGACGCAUAACCGAUAGCCAGCGGUGUGCGUGUGUCUGUUUGUGUGUGUGUGUAACAACACAUGUGUAGCUGAAUUAUUGCAAUUCCAUCUAAUAUACUUAAUUAUUAUCUCAACCGUAAA